This is a messenger RNA of Bombus huntii, 2615 nucleotides long. Its product is annotated as probable inactive protein kinase DDB_G0270444. The record is from RefSeq and is a predicted model, not a curated record. Lineage: Eukaryota; Metazoa; Arthropoda; Insecta; Hymenoptera; Apidae. Gene Ontology annotation, cellular component: Z disc; stress fiber; adherens junction. Gene Ontology annotation, molecular function: muscle alpha-actinin binding; actin binding. The transcript is spliced from 12 exons. Gene Ontology annotation, biological process: actin cytoskeleton organization; muscle structure development. Bases 233 to 2344 code for a protein of 703 amino acids.
CUACGAUCGCCUUCUGGCAAACAUUAUCGUGACACCGUUUUGUGCGUGUUGAAGAGUUGGCCAGGUUCGUUCGAUCGGUUCUUCCGCCGUAUCGACCGGUCCGGUUGUUGGCCGCGCGCUUCCGAUCCAUGAAUCCAGUGAUAUAGUAAUUUUCCUCGGUGUGUAUUCAGCGUGCAUCGUGAUACAACGAUUCUUCAGCGAUUACUCGCGCAACUUACUGAUGUAGAACGACAUGGCUAUCAGCAUAAAAUUCACAAAAUUUGACAACACACCAUGGGGAUUUCGAUUGGCGGGUGGAAGCGAUUUUCCACAACCGCUGACUGUGAUUAGAGUGACAGAGGGAGGCCUGGCGGAAUGUAUGGGUUUGAAAGUCGGCGAUGUUGUAGUGAGAUUAAACGAUCAACCCAUCAGUAGCUUGACCCACGGUCAGGCACACGAGGAACUAAUGCGAGCAGGGAAUAAUUUUGUUCUGGGUGUACAGAGAGAAGAAGAUUCGCUGAAGGCUGUGGAGGCGUUGUCCGAAGAGAACAUCGUGCCCUAUAAGAUUCCGCUCGCAGAUUUGCCACCUGUUUUCCCAGAGCAAAUACUGAAAGGGGAAACUGUGAUCGAGCGGCACGAGGAAAUAACGUGCGAAGUAAAGCCCGGCGAAGAGGAGGUGAAGCCAGAAGUGGAACCACUGCCGGACAAGCCUAAGGACGCCAACAGCGAGAUCGUACCGAAUCAGAAUCUUACGGACGACGAGAUCGCGCAAUUGAUCCUCGAAGAAGAGGAACUUUUGACCGACAAAGGCGUUUUGGGGGUGAACUUUAAGAAACUCAAGCCCCGCGUCACUGCUCUGAAACAAUCGAAGGUGAUCGAAGAACUUCAGAAUAUCGCCACAGCCGAACCACCUUUGGUCGAACAGUUGAGACGUACCUCGGUGUUUCUGCAAAAACCACAAAGACCGAUACCGACGCCCCGUAAGAAACAGGAGGAACAAGAAGAGACAGAAGUCGAGUCGUACAAAGUGGUGAUAAAGAAGCAGAAAAAGCGGAGCGUGACCGACCGACUACUAGAGAAGGGUCUGCUGAAACCUGAGGACGCAAGUACUCCGGAACCACCUACUCCCGAGGCGACACCAUCGGCCACUCCAGAGCCAAGCGGCUGUAGAUCGGAUCAAGAACGCGAGCUCGAGUCGCGUCCCGAAUCGAAAGCCGAGUCGAAAGCCGAAUCGAAGCCGGAGGAAAGCGAAACCGAGCAGCAACCGGAAGAAACGAUAGCGUGCGACGAGGGGAACGCCGAGGUCGCGAGCGUUCACGAGGAGGAAACGCAGCAGGAGCGAACGACACAGGGAUCUAUUCUGAGCGAGAUCGAGAAAGAGAUGGCGAACGUGGCAGCGAAAGUCGAUAAAGAGAAGAUCAAGGAGCUUGUCAGUACGGAGAUUAACCUGGAGAAACAGCUGGAGAACGUUCAACGACAGUUAUUGGCGUUGAAGCAGCUACCGAGCGAGAUCGAGAGUCACCUGAGAAUCGUGUCGGAGCAACUGCAGAAGAUCAUGGAGCUGAGCGGCGUGCAAAACGGCGCCACUGACAACGACGAGGGGCGACGAGAAGCUCAAGAAGACGCGGAGGAGGCGAAAGAAUCGGAAGAACGGGACGAGGAACACGAGGAACUGGAGGAAACGGAGGAACACGAUGUGACCGAGUACACCGAAGAUAUUUCGUACUCGGCCUAUUCCGACGAACACGUGCAAAUCGUUCGUGCCAGCGAGGAAGACGACGAAGAGACGGAGACGCAGGAACUGGAAGGAACUCUGUCCGUAAAGAGCGAAGAAGGAAGCAGAGUGAAGAAAUUUGUCGUUUCUUACGAGACGAAGGUUUUGAAAUCGCCCAGCCCUGCACCUUCUUCUCAUGGCAGUUUCGAACCAGAUCCAAAUCUAUCGGCAAAAGAUCAAGUUAUUCAGGAGUUGCAGCAGAGAGUAAAGCAACGAGGGAGAAAACGUUCGCAAGAUCUCUGGCCCCAGGCUAAGCAGGUCGAACUUACGCGCGGCCGCAGAUGGAGGUGUCCGAAUGAUUUCUUCAAUGACGAAAUGAUUGCCGAGGUUUUAUCUUCCCAGGCGGAAGUGAUUCGAGGCAGAGCUCUAGGAGUGAACUUCAAAAAGUACGAGAAAACGAAUCUACCGAACUACGAUCACUUAAUGAACUCGAGCGUCUAUAAGAUGAUUCAUAAGAUGGAGCGAGAACCGAAACGAGGAAUUCCAGCUAGACCUGCCAAAGUAAACGCCGCGGAAGACAUAAUCGAGAGGGUCAAGUCUCCAGCAUUGAGCAUCGCGGAUGACAGGAGCACUCGAAGCGUCAGUCACUGAACCCACGAGACAUCGACGAUGAAAGAAUAGAAUUCUUUCUUGCGCCAUGAAGAUAUCGAAUAAAUAGCGAUCGGACGCAACUAACCGACGUACGGCCGAACGAUACUUAAGAAACGACGAAGGAAAAAGAGGAAAAAGAUAGGAAUACGUGCGCUGCGAUCGAAAGUAUCAAAUAUAAAACAUAAGGUUAAUUAUUAAGUACGUGUGCGUGUCGUAUAUACAUGUUAUACGGAUUGAGCGUUAAUAAAAGGAUUGAUUCUUUUUCGUAAAA